Messenger RNA from Dreissena polymorpha, 1292 nucleotides. RefSeq lists its product as uncharacterized. The coding region runs from base 540 to 1292 and encodes 250 amino acids. NCBI's taxonomy places the organism in Eukaryota, Metazoa, Mollusca, Bivalvia, Myida, Dreissenidae. The transcript has 2 exons. The record is from RefSeq and is a predicted model, not a curated record.
AAUUUGCAUGUAGUUCAGUGAAAUGAUGCUGAUUUAGAAAAUAAUAGAUUAGAUUAUAUUUGGAUAGGUGCCCAUUACGGUUGCGCUACCUUAAUAUAAAUAAUGUUUCUGUAUUGUUAGAUCUAAGAAUUCUCCUUAUUGGACUACCUGGCCAUGGAAAAAGUGCUACAGGAAACUCACUUCUGGGAAAAAGCUUGUUUACUGAAAAUGCUUCAACAGUGGGGAAUGCAUGCAUAGAAAUACAGAUUGGGGAAAGCAAUGGUCGUAAAAUAAAGGUUGUGGAAUUCCCAGUGAAGGAUACCUCAAGCCAAUCAGACACAUAUUUGAAAGAGCAACUCUUACAAGCAGAGAAAGCAUUGCAACCUGGAUUUCAUGCAGUUUGUUUUGUAAUUGAUCCACAAAGAAUUGCAGAUGUGAAAGAUCAAUUCCAACCAAUCAUAGCAUACUUUGGAGACAAAGCUAGUUAUUUUGCUUUUGUUAUCAUAACUUUUAUUAAGCAUGAAGAAGAACUUGAAACGCUCUUUCCUAACAACCUUGAGAUGCAACAUCCAGCAGUUACACCUGUUUUCAAGUUUUGCAAAGAUAAAGAAAUGUACAUAGACAAUAAAGUCUCAAACACAGAAAAGGAUGAAAUUAUUAAAGAUAUGUUAAUAAUCAUUGACAGUGAAAGUGCUAAACAAAAAUGUACCUGCUUCAGCUCCGAUACUAAACAACAAUUAGAUAAAGCAGAAGUUCAAGAACAGAUUAAAGCUAAAGCUGCUGAAGACAAAAGGAUUGCUCAAGCUGCAAGAGAUGCUGAAAUUGCUAGAACUGCUAAAGCUGUUGAAACUGCCAGAGCUGCUGAGGCCGCUAAACAUCAACAAGCUCUCCAAGCUGCCGCUGUAAGAACUGCCCAAGCUGAAAAAGCUGCUGCUGCUGCAAAAGCUACUGCUGAAGCUACAAGAAAAGAGGCAGAAGCUGUGAGAGCUGCUGCUGCUGCUGCUGAAGCUACACGAAAACAGGCCGAAGCUUACAGACAAGCUCAAGCUGACAGACAAGCUCAAGCUGAAAGAGAAGCCAAAGCUGAAAGAGAAGCUGAAGCUGAAAGAAAAGCCGAAGCUGAAAGAGAAGCAGAAGCUGAAAGAGAAGCAGAAGCUGAAAGAGAAGCAGAAGCUGAAAGAGAAGCAGAAGCUGAAAGAGAAGCAGAAGCUGAAAGAGAAGCAGAAUAUCAAGAGAGACUUGCAGCAUAUCACGCAGCUAUUGAACAACACAAAAAGGAAAUUGAACAAAACUCAUGGUGCCUUAUUUUGUAA